GAUGAUCAUCUCCAAUCUCUCUUUCCAAAUCUCUCAAAAAUUCAUGUCAAAUGGUGCGACAAAUUAAAGUGUGUCCUUCCUAUCACCAUGGCCAGAGGUCUUCAACAAUUGAAAGUGGUAACUGUGGCAUGGGCGAAACAACUGGCAGAAGUAUUUGGACAUACUGAUAGAGUUGAUGUCAUAACUGACAAUGAAAUCCAGCUACCCCAACUUGAUGAGUUGUUAGUUCAAGAUUUACCAAAUCUUGCUAACUUCUGCCCCAUCGGAUAUCACUUCAUAUUUCCAUCUUUGAAUACAUUGAUAGUUGAGAGAUGUCCCGAGAUGAAUACAGCAUUUUCCUUAAAUCAACAAGAUAAAUUUGUGCACGCGGAAGCCAAGGCACCAAAAAUAAGCAUGAAAAAUGAAGGAGAAGAGUUCAAUCUAGAGCCACCGAUUGAGAUCGUGUGCUGGAAAUCUGAUCAGUUCCCAAAAGUAUUACCGCUACGUGAUGAGCAAGCUGUCACCCAGCAAAAUGAUAUUGACAACUGACAAGCAAACCUGAAACAAACUCAUGACUGUUAACCAGAAUUAAAUCAGAAGAUGAAAGGUGUUUACGUCAAUUUGAACUUUCAGAUGUGUUUUACACUAACUCUAAUUGACCUCUGCUAGCAAGUAUACAAUGAAAGGUGAACCUGAAGAUCGCUUGGCUCUUAGAUCUAGCACAUUCCCAUGUGUAUUCAUUGAAUUUGAACAAUGCAGCAGAUACUGAUGAAAUUCUCCU
Pistacia vera is the source of this 760-nucleotide messenger RNA. RefSeq lists its product as uncharacterized. NCBI's taxonomy places the organism in Eukaryota, Viridiplantae, Streptophyta, Magnoliopsida, Sapindales, Anacardiaceae. The record is from RefSeq and is a predicted model, not a curated record. The coding region runs from base 88 to 528 and encodes 146 amino acids. The transcript has 3 exons.